Molecule: messenger RNA, 1108 nt
Organism: Syzygium oleosum
Lineage: Eukaryota; Viridiplantae; Streptophyta; Magnoliopsida; Myrtales; Myrtaceae
Product: rac-like GTP-binding protein 5
Exons: 7
Coding region: 135-731 (198 amino acids)
Biological process (GO): regulation of cell shape; actin filament organization; small GTPase-mediated signal transduction
Cellular component (GO): nucleus; cell projection; cytoplasmic vesicle
Molecular function (GO): protein kinase binding; GTPase activity; GTP binding
Source: RefSeq, a predicted model, not a curated record
AAACAUCCAUAGCUGGCAACGGCAGUCCCUCCCCACUCCCCAGUCUUUCUCUCUCUGUGUCCGAAGAAAAUCUCUGAAAAAUCGGGAGUAAAAGAAGCCUGUCCUGUCUGAAAGUGGGUUGACUCGGGUUGAGAAUGAGCCCGUCGAGGUUCAUAAAAUGCGUCACGGUCGGCGACGGAGCUGUUGGCAAGACGUGCAUGCUCAUCUCCUACACCAGCAACACCUUCCCCACUGAUUAUGUGCCAACUGUAUUUGACAAUUUUAGUGCAAACGUAGUUGUUGAUGGAAGCACUAUUAAUCUGGGGUUGUGGGACACUGCUGGACAGGAAGAUUACAAUAGGUUGAGACCUUUAAGUUAUCGUGGAGCAGAUGUCUUCCUGCUUGCGUUCUCUCUCAUAAGCAAGGCUAGCUAUGAGAAUGUUGCCAAAAAGUGGAUUCCUGAGUUGCGACAUUAUGCACCUGGUGUUCCGGUUAUUCUUGUGGGGACGAAGCUUGAUGUACGAGAUGAUAAGCAGUUCUUCUUAGACCACCCCGGCGCCGUCCCCAUUACCACAGCCCAGGGGGAGGAACUAAAGAAACUGAUAGGGGCUGCUGCUUACAUAGAAUGCAGUUCAAAAACACAGCAGAACGUGAAAGCUGUGUUCGAUGCUGCCAUUAAGGUGGUCCUGCAGCCCCCUAAACAGAAGCGAAGGAAGAAGAGAAAGGCUCAAAAGGCAUGCUCUAUCUUAUGAGCAUGGCAAGGAGAGCAAGAAGAAAGAAAUUCUUUGUGGUAUGGAGUAGUAAUUAAUUACUGCAAAAGGAGUAAACGAGUGAUGUUAAUAGUCCUAACUGACAACCUAGGGAGAUGUCGACAGAGCAUUGCAGUUCUGCUUGCUGCACCUCGUCUGUGGUCUGAUAUCAUUAUGAAGGGCUUACUUUAUAUGCGGGUAACUAGCAAAAAAUUUCAUAAAAGCUCUAGAGAGUUGUAUUAUUUUUCCUUUUGGUUGAAAAAGUCGCAUUGUUUACUACUAGGAUGUAUUGUGCAUGUGUUUUUCUUGGUAACUACUACUGGUGUGCAUGUUGAUGCAGUUGUAGUCUUCUAGAAAUGGUCCUCUGAUUCUAUUUUCCA